AUGGGGCGCGGUGGAUGCGUAGCCGUGCAGAUGAAUCACGGGAGCGAUCCGUCCUUUUCAAAUCACGGAAACGAGGGCGCCCGUCGCGACGACAGGGCUCCGUCGCCGCCACUGGCCGGCCGCGGGGAGGCACAGGCUGCGGCAGCUGGAGGCGCCGGCGCCGGCGGUGUCUGGUGGCGCACCCCUCUGCGCGACGAGGACGAGCACGCCAUCAUCGUCGCGGCGCUCGCGCACGUCGUCGGCGCCGGGAGGCAGAGCUCGGCGGCGCAGCCGACGCCGGCCGUGCUCGGCCAGCAAGUGAUGCACCGGACCGCGCCGGCGCCGGCGCCGGAGCAGCGGCCUCGGUACCGCGGCGUGCGGCACCGGCCGUGGGGCAAGUGGGCGGUGGAGAUCCGGGACCCGGUGAAGGCGGCGGGCGUGUGGCUCGGCACCUUCGACGCCGCCGCGCUCCGCUUCAAGGGCACCAAGGCCAAGCCCAACUUCCCCGCGGACCACCGUGCCGCCUUCCAGCUCCACUGCCAGCAGCCGGGCUCCACGUCGGCAGCUUCGACGUCGGCGGCGCUGGCGCCGGCUCCGCGGCGGGGGACGCGCCACGCUGCAGGUCCGCGGAGCGCAGCAGCUGCUGCUGCUGGUGCCGAUCAGGGGGGGGGGGGUGUUCCCGGACCUCAGCCGGUACGCCCACAUCCUGCAGAGCGGCGGCGACCUGGACCCGCAGGCCAUCGCCGGCGCGGGCGGGCUGACGCCGGGGCGGUCCUCGACCACCACGGCGUCCGCGUCGUCAUCGUCUCCGGCGCCGUCGGUGGAUUGGUCGCCAUGGCGAGGUCCUACCUAACCAGAUGCAUACAGUAG
Messenger RNA from Miscanthus lutarioriparius, 849 nucleotides. The record is from the annotation of a GenBank genome assembly. Lineage: Eukaryota; Viridiplantae; Streptophyta; Magnoliopsida; Poales; Poaceae.